Molecule: messenger RNA, 444 nt
Organism: Coffea eugenioides
Lineage: Eukaryota; Viridiplantae; Streptophyta; Magnoliopsida; Gentianales; Rubiaceae
Exons: 1
Coding region: 1-444 (147 amino acids)
Molecular function (GO): nucleic acid binding; RNA-DNA hybrid ribonuclease activity
Source: RefSeq, a predicted model, not a curated record
AUGCGUACUGCAUAUAGUUUAAAUAGCCGGGAUUCUUUUGGUAGGGUUAUCCUGGCAUUCUACAAGGAGUUUGGGGAAAAAGGAGUUCUGCAGGCAGAGGCUCUAGCAGUAUUAGAGGGGCUCCUUAUAUGUGCGGCAAAGGGGUUACGUGGGAUUCUAGUAGAGGUGGACUCGGCGGUACUCGUAUCGUUAGUCAACUCUUCGGCUCAGGGAGGUUGGUUGUUAUGUAAUGUCCUGCGGCGGAUUCGGCGCCUUUUGGAUCAAGUGGCUAUGUCGUUUACACACAUAUUCCGAGAAGCAAAUGGGGUGGCAGAUAGGCUAGCUGCUCUACAAGGGGGUACCACGCAAGUUUUUGAGUCGCAUCUCCAGCUUCCUAAGGAGGUGCGAGGUUGUAUUGCUAUGGAUGCUGCCCAAAUCCCGUCUUUUAGACUAGUGGCUCAGUAG